This is a messenger RNA of Cylicocyclus nassatus, 459 nucleotides long. NCBI's taxonomy places the organism in Eukaryota, Metazoa, Nematoda, Chromadorea, Rhabditida, Strongylidae. The record is from the annotation of a GenBank genome assembly.
AUGAACCUACAGCUUCUCAAGAGACCUCAGCCUUUGCCUCGAUUGAUAGAGGAGAAGGAUGGAGUGCACGCCCAAUGGGGAGUUAAGGCAUUUUUCUACAGAAAAAAGGGCUUUCCUCUGUGGUCAUUCAAAGCUCAAGCACGAGUUCGAUACUCAUCGCUGGUUAUUACAGGGCAAUUUCCAAAACGUUGCAAAGAAAUACCACUGAUUGACAUUGGCUACGUUGAGGACGAAGGUGACAUUCUCGAUGUCCGUGGAUGUAAUUUUCGCCUCUUGCUAUUUGGAAUCGAUAACAUCGUGCAGAUACGAGAUUGGCUCCGAUUUCUUAUCAUCCGGCAACGAGUACCACAUUCCAUUCUAGGGAAACCAUUUGAAUGGCAAAUGCAACCUGUCAAAAACAAUAAGCAACUGAAGAUCUCCAUCUUUUCACCACUCAACUGCUUCCGUCUUUUCUCAUAA